AUGGACUGGAAUGAUGCAGCGUAUGCAGCACAAAUUCAGCGCCAAGAAGAAGAGCGGCAUAAUCUGAUAGUCGCAGACUCCCAGCUUGCUCAUGCCCUGCAGGACUGGGAAAUCUCUACCGCCGGAGCCAACACCUUGCCGAAUGCCCAAGCAAGACAUCAUCAAGAAACACAUCAGGCAUCGGCGAAUAUUACGAAUGGCGCCAGGCAAUCUACCCCUCAUAAUCCCUCUACAAAUUUGCCUCCACGGCGAGGCCGUGGCCGAGGCCGCGCCCGGAAUAAUAGAUCCCGCAGAUCUGGCCCACAAGUAUCUCAAUCUCCGGCAAACGCCAGGCCAGCAGCGACGUUGAAUAACCUUCCUGAUAUUCCUCUGCCAGCGAAUGGUGGCCUGGCGGCUUCAAGGUGGGCUGAGCCUAACCAGACCCAGGGAACACCCACGCCAGCCAUAUCUUCAACAAACCGAUCUAGGGCUUCAACGAAUGGUGGUUUGGGGGCUUCAAGGUGGUCUGAACGUACCCAGACCCGGGAACCACCCACGCCGGCCAGAUCUUCAACAAACCGAGCCAGAGCUUCAGCAAACCAGGCUCGGGGUUCGAUUAACCAGACUCGGGGUUCAACUAAUCAGGCUCAGGCUUCAAACAACAGACCAUCACACUCAUCUUCUAUCCGGUACAACCUACCAGGCUCGUACCCCGUCGAACAGAACUUUGUCAGCGCGGCGGCCGUUCCUCCAAGGGCUGUCACUCCUCCAAGGGCCGUUACACAUGAAUGCAACAUGUGUCUGGACGAUGUAGAGCAGCAUAACAUUGCAAACCUGAGCUGCGAGCAUAAUUGCUGCCGUGACUGCUUGGUCACUAUUUUUCAAAAUGCAACAAGGGACGAAACCCUCUUCCCGCCGAGAUGCUGCGCUCCUAUACUCCUCGAAUACAUCAGCCACUUGCUGCCGGGUGCAUUAGUCUUCCAGUUCAUCGAAAAGAGCAAGGAGUGGGAAACGCAAAACAGGACUUACUGCUCGAAUAGCACAUGCGAGGCCUUUAUUAGGCCGGAGACUACACUCGAGAACUUUGCCAACUGUUUACGCUGCGAGACGCUGACAUGUACCCAGUGCAAACAACCCGCACACUACGACGAUUGCCCCCCGGACAGAGCGCUCCAGGCAACGAUGCAAUUUCUUGAGCAAAGCAAUAACAUCCAGCGCUGCUACUCUUGCAAUACUGGCGUGGAACGCGAUGGUGGAUCUGCAAUUGCAAAGCGCAGUUCUGCUAUCUUUGCGGGCUGCCGUGGCACCAAUGUAACCAUGGUAUUUUCGAACCCGGUCCACCAGUAA
Molecule: messenger RNA, 1326 nt
Organism: Venustampulla echinocandica
Lineage: Eukaryota; Fungi; Ascomycota; Leotiomycetes; Helotiales; Pleuroascaceae
Exons: 2
Coding region: 1-1326 (441 amino acids)
Biological process (GO): positive regulation of proteasomal ubiquitin-dependent protein catabolic process; ubiquitin-dependent protein catabolic process; protein polyubiquitination
Cellular component (GO): cytoplasm; ubiquitin ligase complex
Molecular function (GO): zinc ion binding; ubiquitin protein ligase activity; ubiquitin conjugating enzyme binding
Source: RefSeq, a predicted model, not a curated record